This is a messenger RNA of Dictyostelium discoideum AX4, 1107 nucleotides long. RefSeq lists its product as hypothetical. NCBI's taxonomy places the organism in Eukaryota, Evosea, Eumycetozoa, Dictyosteliales, Dictyosteliaceae. The coding region runs from base 1 to 1107 and encodes 368 amino acids. The record is from RefSeq and is a predicted model, not a curated record. The transcript is spliced from 3 exons.
AUGGCUAAUCGUUUACUCAAUGUUGAUAUGAGAAAAAAUAACGUCGUAACUGACGAUGAUGAUUGGGAAACAGAAAGUGAUUAUAAUACAGAUAAUAUUGAUAAUUCAAAACAAACUCAAAAAACUGUAGUUCCAGUUAGAGCAUCAGAAAUUGGAAAAGAUAUGCUUUCAAAACAAAAACCAGUGGAUCAAGUACCAAGUUCACCUGUAGGAACAAGAUUUGGAAAUCAAACAACAAACACAUACACUCCACCUGGUGUUGUUGUUUCAAAGAAGCCUGCUGCUGCUCCAUCUAAACCAGCUGCACCAGCUCAAACAUCAACCUCGUCAAUUGCUUCCAAAUUCUCACAACCAGCUGCUCCAGCUCAAACCCCAGUUAAACCAUCUGCUCCAGUUUCAUCAGUUGCUUCUAAAUUCUCACAACCAGCUGCUCCAGCUUCAACUCCAGUUAAACCAUCUGCUCCAGUUUCAUCAGUUGCUUCCAAAUUCUCUCAACCAGCCGCCCCAGCUCCAGUUAAAGCUGCUCCAGCUCCAGUUAAAGCCACCCCAGCUCCAGUUAAAGCUGCCGUUCCAGUUAAAGAAACACCACCACCAGCUGCACCAGCCAAAAAACCACCACCACCACCAAAAAGAGUUGAACCAGUUUAUGAAGAACCAGUACAAGAAGAACCACAACAAAAUUAUGAAGAACAACAACAAUAUGAUCAACAAAGUUAUGACCAACAACAAUAUGACCAACAAAGUUAUGAUCAACAAAGUUAUGAUCAACAAGGAUAUGAUCAACAAGGAUAUGAUCAACAAGGUUAUGAUCAACAACAACAAUACGAUCAACAACAAUAUGACCAACAAAGUUAUGAUCAACAAGGUUAUGAUCAACAACAACAAUAUGAUCAACAAGGUGACGACCAACAACAAUAUGAUCUUUCAUCAUAUCCUCAAGCUCAAGCACUUUAUGAUUAUGUUGCUCAACAAGAAGGUGAUUUAACAUUUUACACAGGUGAUAUAAUUUAUGUAUAUGAUACCUCUGACGAAAGUGGAUGGUAUUCCGGUCAAUUGGCUGACGGUUCUAAUGGUUCAUUCCCUAGUAAUUUUGUCCAACUUUUAUAA